This is a messenger RNA of Schistocerca americana (American grasshopper), 1431 nucleotides long. It is a transcript of the gene Fen1, whose product is annotated as flap endonuclease 1. The record is from RefSeq and is a predicted model, not a curated record. Gene Ontology annotation, molecular function: RNA-DNA hybrid ribonuclease activity; magnesium ion binding; DNA binding. Bases 61 to 1203 code for a protein of 380 amino acids. The transcript has 8 exons. Gene Ontology annotation, cellular component: nucleus. Lineage: Eukaryota; Metazoa; Arthropoda; Insecta; Orthoptera; Acrididae.
AGUUCCCGCGCUCUUGUGGGUUUGUGUACUGUCAAUUAAACGUGGGUUAAAGUAGCAAGAAUGGGAAUUUUAGGAUUAGCGAAAGUUAUUGCUGAUAUCGCACCUAAUGCUGUAAAGGAGAGUGAAAUUAAACAUUAUUUUGGUAGGAAGGUGGCAGUAGACGCGUCUAUGAGCCUAUAUCAGUUCUUAAUAGCUGUUAGAAGCGAAGGAGCGCAGCUAACCUCUAUUGAUGGCGAGACAACAAGCCAUCUUAUGGGAACAUUUUAUCGUACAAUUCGUCUUAUUGAAAAUGGCAUAAAGCCUGUAUAUGUAUUUGAUGGUAAGCCACCGAAUCUGAAAUCAGGAGAGCUUGAUAAACGUGCUGAAAGAAGAGAACAAGCACAAAAGGAAUUGGAAAAAGCUGAAGAAGCAGGCGAUGUUGAACAAAUAGACAAAUUUAACAGAAGAUUAGUGAAAGUGACAAAAACACACACAGAAGAAUGCCAGCAGCUUUUGAAACUGAUGGGGAUUCCUUACAUUGUGGCACCUUGUGAAGCUGAAGCACAGUGUGCAGCCCUUGUGAAAGCAGGUAAAGUGUAUGCGACAGCAACUGAAGACAUGGAUGCUUUGACAUUUGGAUCAAACAUUUUAUUACGACGGAUGACCUUCAGUGAAGCACGGAAAAUGCCAAUUCAGGAGAUCCAUUUAAACAAAGUUUUGGAAGGCUUGGAACUCACACGGGAUGAGUUUAUUGACCUGUGCAUCUUGUUGGGAUGCGAUUACUGUGACAGUAUCAAAGGCAUUGGCCCCAAACGUGCCAUCGACCUUAUAAAGCAGCAUCACAGUUUGGAAAAAAUUCUUGAGAAUAUUGAUACAAAGAAGUACCCACCACCAGAAGGGUGGAUGUAUAAGGAAGCAAGGCAACUGUUUUUAGAACCAGAUGUUGCUGAUCCAGAAACUAUUGAGCUGAAAUGGACUGAUCCAGAUGAGGAAGGUUUGGUGAAAUAUUUGUGUGGUGACAAACAAUUCAAUGAAGAUCGUGUGCGUAAUGGUGCAAAAAAACUGGCAAAGGGCCGGUCAGGGACAACUCAAGGUCGCCUUGAUACAUUCUUCAAAGUUUUACCCAGUACGAACAAUACCUCGCAGAAAAGAAAGAGUGAAGAAAAACCAGCUAGUGCAAAGAAGGCAAAAGGAGGAGGAGGGAGAGGACGGAGGCCAAAGUAAUUCCACUGUAUGGUUGCCUAACGUGUCCAAAAUAAUGUUGCUCUUAAUUGAAGAUGUGUCUCCGAUUUGUAAUCGAACUGUAAAAUUUGAAAUAGGACUAAAACAUAUUAAAUCACUGUGUCUGUGACAUAUAUUGAAGUGAUUGUUGUGAUCUCAUAUCUUUUUGUAAUGGAUGGCAAUCUCUUCAAUCAUGUUGAUUUUUAAUUAAAUUAGACAUAAAAAUUAUAA